Molecule: messenger RNA, 3893 nt
Organism: Budorcas taxicolor (takin)
Lineage: Eukaryota; Metazoa; Chordata; Mammalia; Artiodactyla; Bovidae
Gene: CRY2
Product: cryptochrome circadian regulator 2
Exons: 12
Coding region: 1-1794 (597 amino acids)
Biological process (GO): entrainment of circadian clock by photoperiod; circadian regulation of gene expression; negative regulation of DNA-templated transcription
Cellular component (GO): nucleus; cytoplasm
Molecular function (GO): DNA binding; FAD binding
Source: RefSeq, a predicted model, not a curated record
AUGGCGGCGGCGGCAGCGGCGGCUCCCUCAGCGGCGGCGGCGGCGGCCCAGGCGCCCGCGCCCCGUGGGGACGGCGCCUCCUCAGUGCACUGGUUCCGCAAGGGGUUGCGGCUCCAUGACAACCCGGCUCUGCUGGCGGCCGUGCGCGGGGCGCACUGCGUGCGUUGCGUUUACAUCCUCGACCCUUGGUUCGCGGCCUCCUCCUCAGUCGGGAUCAACCGAUGGAGGUUCCUGCUUCAGUCUCUGGAAGAUUUGGACAGAAGCUUAAGGAAACUGAACUCCCGCCUCUUUGUGGUCCGGGGCCAGCCAGCUGACGUGUUCCCGAGGCUGUUCAAGGAAUGGGGGGUGACCCGCCUGACCUUUGAGUAUGACUCUGAACCCUUUGGGAAAGAACGGGACGCAGCCAUCAUGAAGAUGGCCAAGGAGGCUGGUGUGGAGGUGGUCACCGAGAACUCGCAUACUCUCUAUGACCUGGACAAGAUCAUUGAGCUGAAUGGGCAGAAGCCGCCCCUUACCUACAAGCGCUUUCAGGCCAUCAUCAGCCGCAUGGAGCUGCCCAGGAAGCCCGUGGGCUCCGUGACCAGCCAGCAGAUGGAGGGCUGCCAGGCCGAGAUCCAGGAGAGCCACGAUGAGACCUACGGCGUGCCCUCCCUGGAGGAGCUGGGAUUCCCCACUGAAGGGCUCGGCCCAGCAGUCUGGCGGGGAGGAGAGACGGAAGCACUGGCCCGCCUGGAUAAGCACCUGGAACGGAAGGCCUGGGUUGCCAGCUACGAGAGGCCCCGGAUGAACGCCAGCUCCCUGCUGGCCAGCCCCACGGGCCUCAGCCCCUACCUGCGCUUUGGGUGCCUCUCCUGCCGUCUCUUCUACUACCGCCUGUGGGACCUGUACAGGAAGGUGAAGCGGAACAGCACGCCCCCACUCUCCCUGUUUGGGCAACUCCUGUGGCGAGAGUUCUUUUACACGGCGGCCACCAACAACCCCAGGUUCGACCGCAUGGAGGGGAACCCCAUCUGCAUCCAGAUCCCCUGGGAUCGCAACCCUGAGGCCCUGGCCAAGUGGGCCGAGGGCAAGACAGGCUUCCCCUGGAUUGACGCCAUCAUGGCCCAGCUGAGGCAGGAGGGCUGGAUCCACCACCUGGCCCGGCAUGCUGUGGCCUGCUUCCUUACGCGCGGAGACCUCUGGGUCAGCUGGGAGAGCGGGGUCCGGGUGUUCGAUGAGCUGCUCCUGGACGCGGACUUCAGCGUGAACGCCGGCAGCUGGAUGUGGCUGUCCUGCAGCGCUUUCUUCCAGCAGUUCUUCCACUGCUACUGCCCGGUGGGCUUUGGCCGCCGCACGGACCCCAGUGGGGACUACAUCAGACGAUACCUGCCCAAACUGAAAGGGUUCCCCUCCCGGUACAUCUAUGAGCCCUGGAACGCCCCAGAGUCCAUUCAGAAGGCAGCCAAGUGCAUCAUUGGCGUGGACUACCCCCGGCCCAUCGUCAACCACGCCGAGGCCAGCCGGCUCAACAUCGAGCGGAUGAAGCAAGUUUACCAGCAGCUCUCCCGCUACCGGGGACUCUGUCUGCUGGCAUCUGUCCCUUCCUGUGUGGAAGACCUCAGCACCCCAGUGGCAGAGCCCAGCUCGAGCCAGGCAGGGAGCUCAAGCAGUGUGGGCCCGAGACCACUGCCCGGGGGCCCAGCAUCUCCCAAGCGCAAGCUGGAAGCAGCGGAGGAGCCGCCUGGUGGAGAGCUCAGCAAACGGGCCAGGGUGGCGGAGUCGCUCCCCUCAGAACUGCCGAGCAGGGGCGUCUGAGACUGCAGUGCCGUGGCUCCGUGAGCAAAGCCUGGCUGCCCGAGCCGCCACUGUGGCAGCGAAGUGCAACCUGCAGAGCCGCUGAUCACCUGCAGAGACAGAGCGAGCGUGUGUGCGUGUGUGCGCGUGCAGAGGAAGGAGGGCUGCCUGUUAGCGUGUGCAUGCGUCUGUGUACACUCAUGUGUCUCUGAAAGCUGUCUGGGCCAGAGGAGGGCGGGUAGCAGCUUCACCUCAGCCUCCGGACCCUGGACUAGAGGUCACGGCGGUGGCGGUCACCCCAUACCUAUCCCUGGGGGCCCGCUGCCUCGUAUGCCUAGAAGGGUGGUCAGACCUUAGGUGGGAUUCUGACACCUGCUCCCCCUCCCCCUCCUCCCUCCACAUCAGACUGAGGAGCAGAGGGAAGCAUUUCUGGCUCUUGUGCAGAGUGUGGGAUUCUCCUGAGUUCCUGCUUUAUGACCCCGGGGGCCAGGCAGGCUGGAGGGGACAGUUGCUGUCCAGACAGUCACCUGGCCUGGCUGCUGCUUUUUAAAAUUCCCUGCCAGUGGACUCCCCAAAGUCUUCCUAGGGGAGCUGGGGCUGAGCUGUGGACAGAUCUGCAGCCUUUCUGCUUCGUACAGAAGUGCACCAGGGGCCUGACCUGAGUGCGGGGUGUGCAGUCUGACAGUAGGAGAGAGGAGCCUCUCACUCUCCGGGGCUGAAAACCUGAGGCUAGGAGUUAACCCUUGCUCUCACCACUCCUUCACCAUCAGAGCAGACUGGAGACCCAGAGCCUCCAGCAGGAGGAGGCCAGGUCCCUGGUGGUGGAGGGCCCCCUGGCUCCCCUGGCCACACUCCAUGGCACCUCAGUCCUGCCCCCGAGGUCAGCUGACGGCAGCCAGGGAAGCCAUUGCCAUCUGCCCGGGGCUGGUCAGCACCGAGCUGCCACAUCAGCCCUCCCGGUAGCUGGACGUCAAGGGCCCAGGCAGGUGCACGGCCAGGGACGGUUGGGAAGGGCCCCAGCUGAGGUCCCACCCAGCGCACCAACCCUUCUGGAAGCAGCAGGUGGGGCGUUUGACCCAGAGAAGCCAAGGGCUUGCCAUCCAGGGGCGGCCGGUGCUCCCACCUCAACCCUCCCGCUGCUGGAGGUCUGUGCUGAGGAGGACCCCGCGGAAAGGAGGACUAUGUGGCCAGCUGGAGCGCGUCUUCCUCCCACCCACGGCCCAGACUUGAGCCACAGCGUGUGUGCGCACAGGAGUGUGUGCAGGUGUGUGUGUGUGGCUGAGAGACCAACCCCUCGUGGGACUUUUGUCCUCACGUGUCACAUUAAGCUGGCCCUGGGCCUUCUCCUCUCUACCUCCCCUGUGACCUUGUCCCAGCCAUGCCCUCCACUCUUCUCUGUCCUAGGACCCGAACCCUGGGUCAGGCCCCUGUCUCCCGCGUCUGUCCAGCACACUGACAGGCUUCUCCCUGAGAUGUCCUCAGGCUUCCUCAGCUGGAGAGCUGCCUUUGGAGUCCAACCAUUGUAUCUGUGUCAACUCACAAGAAAUGUCCCGUAUUGCAUGGGGGAAACAGCUUUUUCUGCAGUGUUGGGUUGGGGGCUUCACUGCUGUCUUAGCCUCAGCCAGGAGGAAAGAGCAUCGGGGGCCGCCACCGGAAGGAGGGGAGAGCAAGCCUGGAAGGACUGACCGAUGAAACUGGGAUGGCCAGAGGGCUUAGGGCCAGAGUCGGUGUUUGUCUGACAGCACCUCAGGUGGCAGGAUGGUUCCCUUUGCCUGCCUUUUUGAUGAUGGGUCUCUUCCCUAAGGUACAUGUUGGCAGGACCACCGCCCCCUACUUCCUACCAUCCCUGGCAUGCUGGCCCUUUCCCAGUGGACUGGAAAUGAGGAGAGGGGCUAUCCAGUGGCCUGGAGCUCUGUGAUGGAUUCAUGUCUCCCCUCUCCUGGCCCAGGUGUCCCUGGGGGCUCCUGCAGAGCACUACCCCAAAUCCUGACUCAAGGGCCAGUGUUGGGAGGGAUGGUCGCAGGCCAAAUGCACUUUAUACAGAGAUUUUGUAUUGCUAGGAAGAUGUGUUUCUCCUACAGUUUGUGAAUAUCCAUGUGUCCCAUAAAUGUCUGAUCCUA